Molecule: messenger RNA, 919 nt
Organism: Erpetoichthys calabaricus (reedfish)
Lineage: Eukaryota; Metazoa; Chordata; Cladistia; Polypteriformes; Polypteridae
Product: cerebellin-3-like
Exons: 4
Coding region: 187-858 (223 amino acids)
Molecular function (GO): protein binding
Source: RefSeq, a predicted model, not a curated record
CAGUCUGCGCUGGAUGUCGGCAUAAAGAGUCUGGAACUUUUCCUGGAAAGCUGAUCCUGCAGGUCAGUGCAAAGCUGGUCCACGUGACACUCGUCUGCUGGGACCACUGGCAGCGCCCUGCCAUAUAAAGACGCAGCAGCGGGUGUGUUUGUUUAGUAGGCGGCAGGAGCGCGUCCAGAGUGGACAAUGACAGGCCUGCAAAUUCUGUGGCUCUUGAGCCUGGCACUGUGGAGCUGCGUGGCACAGAACUACACCUGGGGAGUCGAGGAGAGCAACCAAACCGGCUGCGUCUCCGACACGGCCAGCUGUGGCUGCUGCCUGAUGCAGCAGUGGGUGCAGCGUCUUGAGAAGUACUUCAACCUGACCUUGGAGACGCUGGACAGAAAGCUGGAGACCACCACUCGGAGAGUGGCCGAGCUGCGAGCUAGCCGCACGGCCUUCUCGGUUUCCCUGUCCAAUCGGCUAGAGGUCCUCGGCCCCUUCAAGACCAACACGACCGUCGUGUACCGCAAGGUGUUUGUCAACCAGGGCGCCGCCUACAAUGAGCAGACUGGCAUCUUCACCACCCCGGUGGCCGGCCUCUACAGCUUCUCCUUCACGGCUUUCCAUGACGCGGGCGCCCCCGCACAAAAGCUGCGCAUCUACAUGGUGCUGCAACGCAACGGGCAGGACGUGGUGGGCCUGCACGACACCACCAGCACCGACCAGGAGGACAGUGCCACGCAGAACGUGGUCCUGCAGCUGGACGCGGGUGACCGUGUCUGUGUCAAGUUGUUGGCUGACUUCGUUCUGUUCGAUGACAUCAACCACUACAACACCUUCAGUGGAUUCUUCCUGUCACCCGUGCUUCUGCUCUGAUGGGCACCGUGCCAGCGUACUGUAGCCUCUGCCCAAUAAAAUGUCUGCUUGAACCCUUGCC